ACAUUUACUAUAGUUUGUCAGCGAUCCGCCAUUAAACCAGAAGAAAAAGAACAGGAAGAAGCACAGGAAAGAAAAGGAGGACAUAAUAAUAACAAUAAACGGGGUCUCGCUUAUUACACCCACAACUCAAGAUGUCCGAUGAGUCCGCAGAGCUCGCUCGUGGGGACGCGCGGCACGAGGAGCCUGCGCGUGAACCUUUGCCGACGCCGCAGCUGCAGCAGACCGCCGCCUCCAGGUUUCUGCAGGUCGAACUGGAGCUGAACGCGCACCUGCGGCGGCUCGCCUUCAGCCUGCCCGUCCGGCACGUGUACAACCCGCUGGAGUACGCGUGGGACCCGCACCGCUGCUACGUGGACAAGUUCUGCCGGGCCGGACAAAGCGUCCUGUUCCUGGGGAUGAAUCCGGGACCUUUCGGCAUGGCGCAGACCGGGGUCCCCUUCGGUGAAGUGAGGUCAGUGGUUGAUUGGCUGAAGGUCACGGGGGAGGUCGGCCAUCCUCAUGACGAGCAUCCCAAGCGGAGGAUCACAGGACUCGCCUGCACUCAGAAAGAAGUGAGCGGAUCGCGUUUCUGGGGCUUCUUCAGGAAGUUGUGUGGUGAGCCCGAUCACUUCUUCAAGCACUGCUUUGUGCACAAUCUAUGCCCGCUCAUUUUCAUCAGUGCCAGUGGGAAGAACUUAACGCCCCCCGAGCUUCCUGCGGCUGAACGAGAAGCCCUCCUGGCCCUUUGCGACAUUGCACUGUGCCAGGCGGUGGAGGCACUGGGCGUUACCAUGGUGAUCGGGGUCGGAAGGGUGGCGGAGCAGCGGGCGAGGCGAGCUCUUUCGGCUGCAGGUGUCACGGUGCGGGUGGAGGGCAUCAUGCAUCCGUCACCCAGGAACCCGCUAGCCAAUAAGGGCUGGGAAGAGGUUGCCAAAGCCAAACUGUCAGAACUUGGUGUCUUGUCGUUGCUGAGCAACGUGUGAGCUCGUCCUCCGUCUCUUCUUGGGUGCCUUAUCCAUAGCAGCCACGAGUGCAUCUUACUCUGACAAAAGGGUCGCGACGUGAGGAGUUUCAGUAAAAGACAAUUGUGAUCAAAUGGCUCAAUGUACUGCUUAAAAAGUGCAGCCAGACAUUUCUCCUCUCAGCCCGGUCAGUGGCCAGCACGGUUGGACAACAUUUUCUUCCCCUUUUGAAGAUCUGUCCUUUUUGUGAUUGCUUGUCUUUAUGUGUAAGUGCACGCUGAGUACGGCACCAGGUUGCAGAAUUCAAACACUAAUGUUAGUAUAAUGGGCUUUGGAUAUAUUAUCAGCGUGUUAGUGAGGUAUCCUGAAGGUAAUGUCAUUCAUUAAAUUAAGGCUGACGUUUGGGGUAAAGCGCUUUGCCGAACUUAACAAUGGUCAUUAUAACUUUUCUUCAUACAUUUUAAGGUUCUGUUUCCAAAAAAUGCUCCAUCCAUAGAGAUGGAUUUCUCAGGAACUGCAGUAUUGUUCAUGCUGGAAUUUUGUACAAAACUAUUCUUUUGUAUAAAAAUUAAGUAUUUCUAAUUGUCAUUCAUUUGGAUGAUGUCUUUUAUUUGUUGAUGCUUACACAUUGAUUUUAUCCACAAUUUGAACAAUUAUGUGUAUUUCUACAAUCUGCACUGUUGCAGUUCAAAUAAACAACAAUGGCAAC
Messenger RNA from Pungitius pungitius (ninespine stickleback), 1650 nucleotides. RefSeq names its product single-strand-selective monofunctional uracil-DNA glycosylase 1 (gene smug1). The record is from RefSeq and is a predicted model, not a curated record. Gene Ontology annotation, biological process: base-excision repair. Gene Ontology annotation, molecular function: oxidized pyrimidine nucleobase lesion DNA N-glycosylase activity; single-strand selective uracil DNA N-glycosylase activity. NCBI's taxonomy places the organism in Eukaryota, Metazoa, Chordata, Actinopteri, Perciformes, Gasterosteidae. Bases 132 to 962 code for a protein of 276 amino acids. The transcript has 2 exons.